GUAAGCACAAUCAGAGGAGUUCCCAGCACGAGUACAAAUUUAAAGGAAGCGUUAUGUGAGAAGAUCCCGAUAUACUAUGAUUUAUUAAGAAAUUUCCGUCAACAACAUGGAUCUUCUGUGAUCGGCAAUAUCACCGUAGAAAAUUUGUAUCAAGGAUUAAACGGUGUUCAUACUAUGGUUAGAGAAACAUCUGAAACUGAUCCAAAGCAUGGAAUUAAGUACAGAGGACUGACGAUACCAGAAGUGAUUAUGCUUUUACCUCGACAAGGAAAAUCACCGAGUGCUGAAGCGGUGUUUUGGUUGUUGUUAACGGGUGAUGUUCCAACGCAAGAACAAACAACUUCUUUAAUAACUGAUUGGUCGGUACGUCGUCAAAAAAGAAAGGAAUGGUGGUCAGGACCUGGAGGUGGCAUCGUUGGUUCUGUUCUUCACAGUCUUCCAAAAACUACGACACCUUUGAGUAAAUUGUCUGUGGCUCUUACUAUCUUUGAUUCUGGAAAGUAUUUGAGGGAAGGUUUAAGAAGCGGUGCUCAGAAUCACACUCUAUGGGAAUAUGCUUAUGAAGAUGGUAUGGAACUACUUGCAACGCUACCCGCAAUAAUAGGACUAAUCGCUAGGACCGAAGAAUUUAAAAAUGUGAAAGAAGAUGGCGAUUGGGUGCAAUUUUUCUUAGAAUGUUUGAGCAAUUCGUCCAACAUCUCUGAAAGUCAUAAGAAAUCUAUAGCAGACUUCCUUCGAUUAUUUAUUACCUUAAAUGCUGAUGAGAACGGAGGAGUUCCUGCUAUCCACAUCUCAGAAAUACUCGGCGCUUCCCAAUCGAAUAUCAAUCAAGCUUUGGCAGCAGGUGUGUUAGCAUACACCGAUGAACCGAAGAGCGGCACAAUGUCACAAUAUAUGGAAUUUCAAACGAAAAUACAACAAUAUUGGGGUCACGAGCCGAAAGAAGAGAAAUUGAAAGAUUAUCUUGGUACUUUGAUAAAAAAUAAGGAAUUAAUUGGUUAUAGAAAAGCAGAAUUUUGCGAUUCACGAUACAUCGCAAUGUUAAACUACGUGAAGGAAUCUAUGCCAGAUAAUCCUGACAUAAAGUUAUCGCAAGCUAUCAGCCGAAUACUUGACACGAUGAUAAAGAGUUCCAAAGGAAUGAAAAUUUGUCCUGAACAAAAUACAAUCGCGGCGCCAGUUUUGCAGUUUUACGGAAUGAAAGACAUGGAAUUCAAUCAAGUGUUGUUAUGCAUGUCACGAACGUUGGGUGCAGUCGCAUCUAUCAUUUGGUCGAAAGUUAUUAAUGCACCGAUUGAACAUCCAACAUCAAAAUGCACUUAUACUUAUUUGAAUUCGAUCCAAGGGGUGCGGAGGAAAAAUAAACGAAGGACACACGUUGAACAUCCUCGAAAAUAAACUUCAGCGGUUCAAUAAAUAUCAACAUACUUUAUAACAUAUUUUGCUGUUCUUUCAUUAAAUAAUUUUUCGAUUGUAUCAUCUAAGCGCUGUUUGUU
Molecule: messenger RNA, 1496 nt
Organism: Megachile rotundata (alfalfa leafcutting bee)
Lineage: Eukaryota; Metazoa; Arthropoda; Insecta; Hymenoptera; Megachilidae
Product: citrate synthase, mitochondrial
Biological process (GO): tricarboxylic acid cycle; carbohydrate metabolic process
Cellular component (GO): mitochondrial matrix
Source: RefSeq, a predicted model, not a curated record